This is a messenger RNA of Spea bombifrons (plains spadefoot toad), 1918 nucleotides long. RefSeq names its product chromosome 5 C7orf31 homolog (gene SPMIP4). Gene Ontology annotation, cellular component: centrosome. Bases 1 to 1689 code for a protein of 562 amino acids. The transcript has 9 exons. The record is from RefSeq and is a predicted model, not a curated record. NCBI's taxonomy places the organism in Eukaryota, Metazoa, Chordata, Amphibia, Anura, Pelobatidae.
AUGGAGGUGCAGUUUGACUUAUCACAUUACUACAGGCAGAGGGAAGGAGCCCUGGAACUAUCCCCAAGUCUGCAAUCAUCCGAAGUAUGGACUCCUCUACAAUUACCCCAGCGUAUUACUGUAUCUCCAGACCGAUAUCAAGAGUACCUUGCAAGAUCCCCUUUCACACCAAGACUUCCCUGGGGAAAGGAAAGAGAAUAUGGAGGAAUAGGGCCAGUAUCCCUUCCGGACGACCAUAGACCAAAGGCAGAACCACCGCCAUUAGAUGCCAAGGGACACAAGCACUAUGGCUAUGGAGGAGACCCUUGGCCAAGAGGACUUCCUAUACAGCAAUUCAAUGAAAUAACCCAGCUGAAAAAAAGUGCAGUUCGUGCAAGUGAUGACUUGUAUCCUAAACCACCUGCUGCUUCUAUCAGCGCAAGACAACUAUAUGUGGAUUUCCCAGCAGAACAUCCAUACCAUUCACACAUAUCGAAAUUUGCCAUGUUCCCAAGUUUCAAGUCACCAGAAGAGUCUCUACACUGCGCCUCUCCCCCCGAGCCUGAAAGGCCAUCAAGGCCCUAUACCGCUGUCAUUUUAAAGAAAACAAAAGGAAAUCCAUAUAGACAUGAGGUCAUUUAUAUGCCUCCUGAUUCAGAAAAGGAGCCUUUGAUUUGGCCAGGCCAGCAAGGAUACUUUCAUUUUCCCAAAUUCCAUCUGAAAAAUGGACAGAUAUAUUAUCCCAUGCCCCCCAAAACAGUGGCUCCUAAUGCUUCAGAGAAGCCACCUGAAGAGAGACUCUCUGACAGGACAGCAAAUAUGCAAAAAAAUGUAAUAAAGUCUCAGUGGAUAACAUCAUAUAACCGCAGCUUCACAGGUCGUGGUGAAAUGAAUCCUCUGAAGCUUGAUAAUUAUUAUGAAAAACUUCAUAGCAGAAUCGUAGGACAAUCAGAUGAAAACACAGAACUGAAGCAAGCUUUUCUCUCUGCCAUGCUAUCAGCAAGACCACUGAAAGACCAUAUUGCUGAAAUGAAAGAGGGUCAUCGUAUCUUCGGUGGAAAGGAAGUAGUUCAGAAAGUUGAUGCAGAAGAUGAAAACUCAAAAAGCACCAAACCUAAUUUGUAUGAAGAAAGUGGUACUGGACAGUUUAUCCGUUCCGUAUGGCCUCCUAGAAACGACUGUCAUAUCUCAGAGGUCCCCAGCAACUCCAAGGACUGCACCACACAGCAGGAACCUAAAUGUUACUCACCCCAUAGGAUGCUCACAAGUUUUGGUAAGAUCACAGACACGGAUAAACACAAUGCUUUGUACAGAAGACAGGUUACCCCCAUGCAAUUAGUGACUGAAGAAGAGCUUAAAGCUCCAAAAUCACUCUGUUACCGACCUUUAACAUCAAGAAAACUGAUUGGUGGCUCUGAGACUGGUAUUGAGGAUUCUACUGUUUUAAAGGCUAAUGAAAGCCAAAAUGCAUUGAACUCCUGCAACAAGCAACGUGUUUCGGGAAUACCAGCACCAGGAGAAAUAUCUAGCAAGGAUCUAAAACGGCCACACACAGCCUUUUCAGAGCUCCCAGAAGUGAUCUCUAAAUCAGAAAUGAGCAAGAAUUUUCAUCAAAACUUCCCAGAAAAGGCCAAGGAUCUAAGAGACAAUUAUCAUUCUGGGAAAAAGCACACCUUCUAUGGUUUCCAUUCGUUUUAUUUUCACAAUUAACUAUGCUAAUACGCAAAAAAUAUGAGCAUAUUUAAUUGAAAUGUCUAUAACCCUGCUUCACUUUGAACCUUACUUUAUUCUUCUUUGAGGAAAAAUACAUUUUAAAGACAUAUUAAUGAAUCAAUACAAUCAUGCCAUAGAAAGAGAAUGCCUUCCUGCUGAUGACACAGAGCUUUGUAUUCUUGUGUUAACAGGGACAAUAGGAUUUGUUGUUACAGGUUUUUUUUUU